AUGGUGAAAAUCAAGGAGUUUGCAGUCGAACAAUGGAUGGAUCUCUAUGAGAACGAUGCUAAACAUAACCUUGCUGAAACAUGCUGCGCAUCAAUCUCGCUAGACGACCUUGAAGUCUUGUCGGGGCAGCAAACGGAUAUUGUGAAUCAUUCUCAGAAACAGGUCUAUGGAGCUAUACGCGGCUCGAGCGCCCUCAGAACAAACAUUGCAAAACUUUACUCUAUGAAUGGGUGUAAAGAUGUAUCUGAGAAUAACGUCUUGGUUACAAAUGGUGCUAUUCAGGCGAAUUUCCUUGCGCUAUAUACAAACAUUGGACCUGGUGACCAUGUCAUCUGCCACUAUCCAACAUACCAACAGCUAUACUCGGUUCCCGAGUCCCUGGGUGCGGAGGUCAGUCUAUGGAAAACAUCCGCGGAGACAGGUUGGCAGCUAGACUUGACAGAGCUCAAGUCGUUGAUCAAACCCGAUACAAAACUCAUCAUUCUUAACAACCCUCAAAAUCCCACUGGUGCCGUCCUUGGUCGCAAGUUUCUCCAAGGGGUCGUUGAUAUAGCACGGAGUUAUAAUAUCAUUAUUCACUCAGACGAGGUGUAUCGACCUCUUUUCCAUUCGCUUGACCCUAGCAGUCCCGAAAGUCCUCCUUCCAUAUUGGAUUUCCAAUACGAGAAAGUGAUAUCAACAGGUUCAAUGUCCAAGGCAUUCAGUUUAGCCGGCAUCCGACUUGGCUGGAUUGCUUCCAGGGACCUCGAGAUUAUUGAGGCCUGUGCGGCCACUCGGCAUUAUACACUCAUCUCGGUAGGCCAGAUUGAUGACAACAUUGCUACGCAUGCGCUAUCUAGUCCAUGUGUAGGAAAUUUGCUGAGUCGGAAUGUUCAGCUGGCGAAGCAGAAUCUCGAAGAUCUCCAAGCUUUUAUUGAGGAAUUCAAGUGGACUGCAUCCUGGGUUAAGCCACAGGCCGGAACCACUGCUUUCGUCAAGUUUAUGAAGAACGGACAACCAAUUGACGAGAUAAUUUUCUGUCAAAAAUUGCAGGAAAAGUCCGGUGUGAUGUUUGUGCCGGGAAGUCAAUGUUUCGGGGAAGGAGAGGACUUCAAGGGAUUCGUGCGUAUUGGAUAUGUUCCUGAGCGUCAAGUCAUGGUGGGUGGACUGAAAGCUCUCAGGGAGUUUAUGUAUGCCGGGUAUGAUGGAAUUCCUGUUAUCCAAUAA
Messenger RNA from Penicillium angulare, 1206 nucleotides. RefSeq names its product putative aminotransferase. The record is from RefSeq and is a predicted model, not a curated record. NCBI's taxonomy places the organism in Eukaryota, Fungi, Ascomycota, Eurotiomycetes, Eurotiales, Aspergillaceae. Bases 1 to 1206 code for a protein of 401 amino acids. The transcript is spliced from 3 exons. Gene Ontology annotation, biological process: biosynthetic process. Gene Ontology annotation, molecular function: pyridoxal phosphate binding; catalytic activity.